GAGCGAUGAAUUGAUAGAUGCCGUUUCCCAGGAGCAUAGAGUCAUGAUACUGGCAGGUCAUGCUGGGCUCAACAGCCCAAAUAUGUACAAAGAAGUCUCGUGUGAAGCAUGAACAAGUCGCCAAGGGGUAUCGUGCGCGCUGAACGCUCUCGUCAAAAAAAGGCCCAACACAAAUGGCAGGGAACAGAAACAGCCGAGCCUGUCGACUAGUUGGACGACAUCUCUGAGUUGUCCGAAGACACCGAACCUUCAGCGAACUUAUUCAUGACAACCUUCUCGAUGUCCUUGAGUAAACUCGUCUUCAGAUCGUUCAGUUCUUUUCUUGCAGCGGCAGCGUCUCUCUCUGCACGCUCGACCCGUACUUUCGAGAGAUGGAGGUCAAUGUCCCGACUGUGUACGAGCGCUUCUGCGAGCCUCAUCCUCUCUUUCGUAGCGGCUAGCUUCGUCUUGAUCUGUGCGCACUCCUGUUGUAAGCCGCUGUACGCAUGCUUGAGCAUGGUUUCGUCGGCAAGUACCUCGUCCGUCGGGGACAGAACGCCUUCUGACAAAUUUGACGGCUGCAAGUCGUCAACUUUGGUCAUUUCUAGGGUAGUAAAGGCAUGAAGGCUACCUUUCGAACAUGGCUAGGUCGUCGUCUCGUGGUAGGAAAGAACUCGACCGCU
Molecule: messenger RNA, 662 nt
Organism: Didymella exigua CBS 183.55
Lineage: Eukaryota; Fungi; Ascomycota; Dothideomycetes; Pleosporales; Didymellaceae
Exons: 1
Coding region: 265-603 (112 amino acids)
Source: RefSeq, a predicted model, not a curated record